Podarcis raffonei (Aeolian wall lizard) is the source of this 3101-nucleotide messenger RNA. Its product is annotated as probable helicase senataxin. The record is from RefSeq and is a predicted model, not a curated record. The transcript has 4 exons. The coding region runs from base 33 to 3101 and encodes 1022 amino acids. NCBI's taxonomy places the organism in Eukaryota, Metazoa, Chordata, Lepidosauria, Squamata, Lacertidae.
GCCAAAGUUGCAUCAGGACUAAAUCUGAGCCCAUGUCGGACUAUGGAGAUGAAUUUGUCACUUGCAGCCAACUGGCGUAUGACUACCACAUUGAAAAGCCCCACAAGGAUACCAUUUGUCCUGAUUACUGCCUCUACUUGUACAAAGAUAUGCAGACUCUGACCGACCUGUUACAUUCUGACAUCGGCCAAGACAUGCAGUUGCACAACAGCACUUUUUUAUGGUUCAUCCCUUUUAUCCACUCCCUUAUGGACCUGAAGGACCUGGGGAUUGCCUACAGCAUAGUGGUCAUUCAUCACCUGUGUUUGGAAAUCCAAAAUGUCCUCAGUGGCACUGUUGAGACUUGUGACAAAGUGUCUGAGUUCUUCAUCUGGAUCUUGGUGACUGUUGUUGAGUGCAGCCUUAAGAAAAAUUGCCUUCAUUUUCUGUGGAUCAGCUCAGAAAUGUGGGUGUGGAUAGUGGUGAAAUGUGUCAUGCUUCCAAGUACGGUGUUCAUGCCUGGCAUUGAGAGAAGAGUAGUCAGGAAUAGCUUAAGAAGCACAGUGACAUCACCAUCUUGGGAACCUGAGCCCAUACAGUUUGCCUGCAUGAAACUGAUCCGUAACAUCCUGAAGGAAGGGUAUCAGGUUGUGCAGUCACCCACUUGUAAGCAGUUCCUUGAUGAACUCAACUUGCUUCGCCGUAGCCACAAGCACUGGGAGCUGAGUUCCCCGCAGGCUCUAGAAUUACAGAACACUCUGAAGGAGAUCAUAUGGAGCAUCAUGAGCAAAUCGUUAAAUCCUUCCUCCCUUGUGAAGAGCCCUCCUGUUUGUGUAACUUCACCUACUUUCCUGAUGAACCACAAAAGGCAGGAAGACAGGUGUCCAAUGAAUAUGGACAAUGAGCACCUACCCUGCUUGUCUGUGUUAGCAAACAGACACAUGGAUGCCCAGAAAAAUGUGGUGUCUCAUCAAUGGCCAGGGGUCCAAAACAAGCAAGAUCCCUUCUACAAAAGCGUUGGCCUCGGUUUUCAAGACCUGGAGACCAAAGACUUCAGCACAAAGGAGAAGCCCAGUUCUUCCAGAUCUCUUACAGAAAAGAAUGGUAACAGCAGCAGUGCUUUGGAGAGAAAGGUUGGUCUAAAUGACCUUACAAGCAAAAUCAGAUCUCUGAAACCAGACAGCACCCUGCAAUUAAAACUGUUACCUGAAAGCAGUAGGAGAGGAAAUACCAAUCUGGAGCCAGGAACAGAAAAGCUGCAGUUGGUCAGAGACAGAACAAAGAGCCAGGAAGGGCAGAGGAGUGAAAUCAUUGUAGCCAGAGGCAGCACAUCAGACACAUUGCCUUGCAAAUCAGAGGCAAGCUCAGGCAAGGCCUCUGUUGUGUGUGCUAAAGGAACCAGUUUACCCAUUGACUCUAGCCAGGAAAGCAUCAUCCGUCACCAAAAAUGCAUUAAGAGGAAAGCUAAAGGCGCUGUUCAAACUUUGUCUGCCCGAGAGAGCAACAAGUUGUCUGCUGGUGCAGAUGAUUCCCCAAACCAAGUCAUUAUUUCUGACGCUUCUUCAGAUGAGGAUGAAAACAAAAUGAAAGCUGGUAGAGAGAGCAGGAAAGGGCAAGUGGACGUGUGCCUUGAGAAGAAAUUCAGUGCCCCAGAGCAAGAGCCAUUGACUACUCCAGACCUCAUACAUCAUACAGCAGCUCGUGAAGGCCACAUCGGCAAGGGAAAUGCAGUGGUAUGCUCAAAUUUCACAGGGAUAUGUGCUGGCAAUGGAAGCUGUUCCAGGUGCACAGAUCCAGUUCUGCCCAGUACAUCAGCAUCUGCCAGUCCUUCAGGGUCAGCACCUGCUGUCAAAGAAUCCACUAUUCAGCCAGGGAAGAGCUCUGCAGAAUAUGGGCAGGUUAAAACAGCUAGAGAAAGUCCCAAGGGAAGCAUCAAGCCAAGCAUGCACAGUAAAAAACCACUGCUGGCAAAACUGGCAAGAUCUACUCCUGCUCUGGUCCCACCCAACGAAAUCCAACAUAUGCCAGCCCCAACCUUAGUGACAGAGAAACAUGGCCUAUCAGAGAAAGUCCAAAGAGCAGCUGAACUUGCUCAGUGCACACAGGACAGUCUUGCUGAGUCGCGCAGUUACAGGGAAAUUGUUGGCGAGGUGGAUGUUCCCCAGGAAAGGACAUCAGAAUUAGUAAAUGCUCAGCAACUAACUACUAGAAAUAAGAACAAUUUUGCCUGCCAAAAACGUCAGCUCUAUAGGCAGACAAACCCCAAAGAGAGAGAGAAUUGUCAGUGUACUCACGGAGAAACUCAGGAGGCUCAGCCAGCCAAAAAACCCAAGGCGGCAGAGCUAAGACCUGUGCAGUCUGCCAGUAUGGUGGGGGUGGAAAAUCAGAAGGAAAGUUCUGCUGGAGCUAGUAAAACCAGUCAUUUGACCUUUCCAGAUCCCUCCUCUAGCCCAUGUGACGAGGAUGUGGCUUUGAAAAAGAGAGAGCCCCAAUUGAAUGAGAACAAAGAUGGUGACGGCUUCUUUCUUACACAGUUGGAUCCAGUGGACAUGGAACUGUGUUCACAAAUAGAAGAUGGCAGUUACCUCUCAAACAUGGAAGUCAAUAUAUCUGCAAGCCCACUGCAGGGUAGUAAUGAUGACUUGCAGUUCAAGACCCCGAUGCUGAGCAGCAUUCUCCAGCCUCGGAUUUCAAACAACACCCCUCAGUUGCUGAAUGUGCAAAAUAACCAUAUUGUCAUGGCGCUGCCCACCCCCAGAGCUGGUUCUUGGAACAAAGUGCACCAACCCUUUGCACAAGCAAACAUUGUGAAUGCCCAGCAGAGACACCAUGGGAUUUUCACCAGAGAGGUGCUGAAGUGGAACUAUGACAUGUUUGCAAACUUUAAACUGUUUGGGCCACCAAGCCAUCUCCUUCAGUCUAUUGUUGCCCCUGUCACAGCCAAGUUUGAGGAUUACAAUGACUACUUCAAUACUUUCUUCCCCUUAAUGAUGCUAAAUGCAUUUGAAACGAUGGCACAGGAGUGGCUAGAGAACCAGAAAUCAAAAGAGCAAAGGCCUUUUGAGUUGAAUUUGCUGAACUUCAAUGCAGACACAAAUGAAGCAGAUUUUACAAGUGAGUGA